UGAGCACCAAGGCCAUGUGGUGCCACCCUUGCUGACUCUUGCCCUGCUCCCCCAGGUGGUAAAUACGUGCCCAGGGCCAUCCUGGUGGAUCUGGAGCCGGGGACGAUGGACUCGGUUCGCUCCGGCCCCUUCGGACAGAUCUUCCGGCCAGACAACUUCGUCUUCGGCCAGAGCGGCGCCGGCAACAACUGGGCCAAGGGGCACUACACGGAGGGCGCCGAGCUGGUGGACUCGGUGCUGGACGUGGUGCGCAAGGAGGCCGAGAGCUGCGACUGCCUGCAGGGCUUCCAGCUCACCCACUCGCUGGGCGGCGGCACCGGCUCGGGCAUGGGCACCCUGCUGAUCUCCAAGAUCCGCGAGGAGUACCCCGACCGCAUCAUGAACACCUUCUCGGUGGUGCCGUCCCCCAAGGUGUCGGACACGGUGGUGGAGCCCUACAACGCCACGCUGUCGGUGCACCAGCUGGUGGAGAACACCGACGAGACGUACUGCAUCGACAACGAGGCGCUCUACGACAUCUGCUUCCGCACCCUCAAGCUGACCACGCCCACCUACGGCGACCUCAACCACCUGGUGUCGGCCACCAUGAGCGGCGUCACCACCUGCCUGCGCUUCCCGGGCCAGCUCAACGCCGACCUGCGCAAGCUGGCCGUCAACAUGGUGCCCUUCCCCCGCCUGCACUUCUUCAUGCCCGGGUUCGCCCCGCUGACCAGCCGGGGCAGCCAGCAGUACCGCGCCCUCACCGUGCCCGAGCUCACCCAGCAGGUGUUCGACGCCAAGAACAUGAUGGCCGCCUGCGACCCCCGGCACGGCCGCUACCUGACGGUGGCCGCCGUCUUCCGGGGCCGCAUGUCCAUGAAGGAGGUGGACGAGCAGAUGCUCAACGUGCAGAACAAGAACAGCUCCUACUUCGUGGAGUGGAUCCCCAACAACGUCAAGACGGCCGUGUGCGACAUCCCCCCCCGGGGGCUGAAGAUGGCCGUCACCUUCAUCGGCAACUCCACCGCCAUCCAGGAGCUCUUCAAGAGGAUCUCGGAGCAGUUCACGGCCAUGUUCCGCAGGAAGGCCUUCCUGCACUGGUACACGGGCGAGGGCAUGGACGAGAUGGAGUUCACCGAGGCCGAGAGCAACAUGAACGACCUGGUGUCCGAGUACCAGCAGUACCAGGACGCCACGGCCGAGGAGGAGGAGGAUUUCGGCGAGGAGGCCGAGGAGGAGGCGUGAGGGAGGGAGUUUUGGUGUCCUCUUCUUCCCCCUUCCUUUCCCUCCCCUGCCCUGUGUGUGUGGCACCGGAGAGCCCUCGGUGUCGUCGUCGUCGUCGUCCUCGGUGGCAGCGGAGUCCUCGCCCGUCGUUGUUGUCGUCAUCAUCGUCGUCCCCCUCGGUUUUGUUGGCGCCCUGGAGGGUCCCUGAGCUUCGGUGUGGUCCUUGGAGAGUCCCCAGCGUUUGCUGUGGGCAGUGGAGUCACUGGAGAGUCCCCACGGUCAAUGAAGAGUCCUCAUCGUUCAUCAUGGUCAUUGGAGUCAUUGGAGAGUCCCCACGGUCAAUGAAGAGUCCCCAGUGUUCAUCGUGGUCAAUGAAGAGUUCUCAACGCUCACCAUGAUCAAUGAAGAGUUCCCAAUGUUCAUCGUGGUCAUUGGAGAGUCCCCAACGUUCAUCAUGAUCAAUGAAGAGUCCCCAACGUUCAUCAUGGUCAUUGGAGAGUCCCCACAGUCAAUGGAGAGUCCCCAGCGUUCAUCAUGGUCAUUGGAGAGUCCCCAACGUUCAUCAUGAUCAGUGGAGUCAUUGGAGAGUCCCCAACGUUCAUCAUGGUCAGUGGAACCAUUGGAGAGUCCUCAAUGUUCAUCGUGGUCAAUGAAGAGUCCUCACAGUCAUUGGAGAGUCCCCAACCUUGGCCAUGGUCAAUGAAGAGUCCCCAACCAUUACUGGAGAGUCUCCAACGUUCAUCAUGGUCAGUGGAGAGUCCCCAACGUUCAUGGUGGUCAUUGGAGUCAUUGAAGA
This is a messenger RNA of Myiozetetes cayanensis, 1999 nucleotides long. RefSeq names its product tubulin beta chain. Gene Ontology annotation, biological process: microtubule cytoskeleton organization; mitotic cell cycle. Gene Ontology annotation, molecular function: GTPase activity; structural constituent of cytoskeleton; GTP binding. The record is from RefSeq and is a predicted model, not a curated record. Lineage: Eukaryota; Metazoa; Chordata; Aves; Passeriformes; Tyrannidae. The coding region runs from base 106 to 1224 and encodes 372 amino acids. Gene Ontology annotation, cellular component: cytoplasm; microtubule. The transcript is spliced from 2 exons.